Messenger RNA from Aureobasidium musti, 4779 nucleotides. The record is from the annotation of a GenBank genome assembly. NCBI's taxonomy places the organism in Eukaryota, Fungi, Ascomycota, Dothideomycetes, Dothideales, Saccotheciaceae.
AUGAGGACAUCUUCUGCUGUAUGGGCUGCCGCCCUGGCAGUCAUGUCUGUCCAGGGUCCUAUACUAAUCACCGCCGAGGCCGCCCCCGCACCUCAGCAAGGUGCCGGUCCUGGACAACAGAUGCGAUACUACUUUCCUCGCCCUCUAAAGAGACAGAACGCUUUGCAAAACAUGACCAGUUCCUCUACCUCUUCUUCAGCUUCUGAAGCUCAAACUACAACAUCGCAUCCAUCAUGGUUCGAAACAUUCUCCUCCCUCUUAUCCGAAUCCCAGGACCCUUCUUCGACAUCGUCAUUCGAUUCUCAGGAUCUCUUCUCGACCGUUUCACCUUCUACUGCGCUGGACGCAGCAGCGGCUGCAACCAGCGACUCGACCACAAACUCUGAUGAUUCUGCAACCACUUCCAGCACCGCCGAUACCUUUGUAGCAUCAACUGGCUCGUCGCCCACUACCACGAUUUUUCCUACCCCGUCUUCCGAGUCAGCCACGUCUUCCUCAAUCAAGAGCACUGUCAGUUCAGCGUCACCUGGGACUCAGUCAUCUGCAGAGCCUUCGUCCGUGGCCCCUUCGAGUGCUGCGGCCUUCGUCGCAUCCACCGGUAAUCUCGCAAGUGAGACGGUUAGACCGACCAUUGCAUCUCCCUCGACAAUUUCUUCUUCUACCGAGGCUGCCCCUUCGACAAUCGCUACUUCUACCGAAGCUGCUCCCUUCGUUGCAUCCACUGGUGGAAUUCCUUCGGAAGUUGUCCAACCUACAAUUUCAUCUUCCGCGGCACAAUCGACACCAUCGGUUGCCUCGGUCGCAUCAACUGGCAGCCUUCCCUCGGUGGUCAUUCAACCCACGGCCUCGUCUAGUGAAAGCGUCGAAACUGCAGCUCCUUCGACUGUUGCUUCUACCGGAAACGUUGUCUCGGAAAGCGUCGAGCCUACUGCGCCUUCUACCAUCGCUUCGACUGGCGUUGUUACUUCUGAGAGUGUCGAGCCCACUGCACCUUCUACUAUCGCCUCUACUGGUAUCGCUACCUCCGAGAGUGUCGAGCCUACACCUCCUUCUUCUGUUGCCUCGACUGGUGGCGUACCAACCGAGAUUGUGCAGCCAACCUCCAGAGAAUCCUCGUCCGACGUUGUCCAAUUGACCUCUAGAAGUGCUUCACCAUCAUCGUCUAUUGGUUCGACCGGAGUCAAUGUUGUCGAGUCGGUUACCCCUACCGCCCAAAGUACACUGGCUUCUAUUGGUUCGACCGGCAACGUCGUUGUUGAGUCAGUAAAGCCAACACGUUCGGCCGAUUCCAGUGAUGCCUCUACUGUUGGCACUACUGGUGCAGUCAUCUCUGAGUCCGUCGAGCCAACUGCAGCGGCAACUUCUUCUCGUGUUGACGUAUCAAUCCAGCGACCUGCCUCUACUGGCGGUGUCGUAUCCGAAUCCGUUACUCCUACUGCUUCGGGUACCGUGGCUCAGGCUACUGAUAGCGAUACAACGACUUCUAGUGUCGGAUCCACUGAUAAUGUCAAGACGGAAACUCUUGUCCCUGUCGCUGCAGCAUCCUCAGGCGCUGUCAUUCAAUCCUCUGACGAGGUUCAGCCUACCGCUAACACUGCUUCGUCUGGCUCUGUAAUUCAGUCUUCUGAUGAAAUCCAGCCUACUUCCUCGCCAGACAAUGCUCAAUCAUCAGUCGCUUCUACCGGUGUUGCUGUGUCGUCUGCCGACGAGGUACAGCCUACUGCAACUACACAAGAUUCUAGCAGCGCUGCAUCUACUGGUGGCAUUCCGGAUAUCGUCAUCCUUCCCACAGCUUCGUCGACUAGCGCUACCCAAUCAUCAGACUCGAGCACCGGCGGUGGCAUUAUUGUCGGCCUUUCUACUUUCCUGAACGGAGGCUCUCCUACCACUUCAACCGCAGCGCCUGCUUCUGCAACUGUUGGUAGUGAGUCGAGCACUGAGACUGCUGUGGCCGACCAGACUGAUGGCAACAACGGCACUGUAGUCGCAAGUUCCUCGACCGCUCCUCUGCCUCUCUUCGCCACAACUACUGGUGAAUCUACCGAGACUUUGUCCACUGGUACCGCUUCGGCCGAGAGCUCCACCACUCCCAUCGUCCCAUUGCCCAUUGGAAUCACUACCUCAGACGGCGGUUUUUCUAGUGCUGGUGCUACUGGUACCGCUGAUGUCCUGUCAAGCAUUGUUUCAUCAGCACAAGCAGCCCUUGAGACGAGUAUCUCGUCUUUGGCUUCUGCUGAGGCGACCGACGCCACAAAAACCUCAUCUGACGGACCAACUGCAACUGGUCUUUUGGGUGGUCUCUUGUCAGGCAUCGCUUCUGAUCUGUCAAGUGUAGUGGCCACAGCCUCUGACAGUGCCAUGUCAUCUUCGCUGGCCUCAGACUUCUCGAGCCUCCUUUCGAGUGCUUCGGCUUCGCUUGCUUCUGGCACAACCGCUUCUGCAACCGUCACGGAUGCUUCUGCAAACUCAACUACCGCGGCCGAGAACACCACCGAGGCUUUGCCUGGUUCCAUCACGGAGUCCGGUUCUCUACCCGCCUCCACAGCUACCGACAGCUCUGUCUCUGGUUCUAUUUCUGAUUCCAUCACUGACUCGAGUUCUUUGCCUGCUGCUACAGCUACUGACAGCACUGUCUCUGGUUUUAUUUCUGGUUCCGUCACUGACUCGAGCUCUCUGCCUGCUGCUACAGCUACUGAUAGCUCUGUGUCUGGUACCAGCCCUUUGGCUACAUCGCAAAUCACUGCCUCAGUUACUGACGGCGCAAACACUACUGAAAGUGCCACAAUUCCUCCGCAGUCAAUUGUAAGUAGCACCACAGCUACUGACCUUUCAGGAGACAUUUCGGCCACAACUUCAGCCACAGUGUCCGAAGCUACUAGCGAUGUUUCGGGUACCAUCACGAGUGAUGCCUUGACGACUUCUACCCCUGGUACUCUUAUCUCUGUACCCGCAAACAGCACUGUAGCCUCAGUCGCUACCGAUAGCAGUCUGACUCCGGCAACCGCUAUCGGAAGCACCGCCGCUGCAUCUUCUGCAACCGCUAUCGAUAGCACUGCUACCGCGUCUUCUGCAACUGCUGUCGACAGCACCGCCAUUGUAUCUUCUGCAACCGAAAGCACUGUGCCAUCUGCAGAAAGUACUGUGCCAUCUGUAGAAAGUACCGUCACGAGCAGCGGAACAGCCAUCUCUGCUACAGUCGCCCCUACAGGUGUUUCUCCGUCGGUCACCUCAUUCACCGCCUCCACUUCUGGAACGCUCGUGAUUCCCGUUCCGGUCACGACUCCUCCAUCAUCCCUUCUGUCGUCCAUUUCUUCUGCCCAGUCGUCAAUCGCCUCUUCCGUCUCUGCAUCGAUAUCAGCUGCCGAGUCAUCUCUUGCCGCAUCCGCAUCAGUUUCGCAAGCAUCCAGCGUUCCUUCCUUCGUGCCGAACAAUGCCACCAUGACGACUUCCGCCGCGAUUGGCAUUUCGACAUCCAUUCCACUAUCAAGCGGCACAACUCUUGAUUUGUCUUCUGGCAGUGAUUCUACCGCUACAGCUACUUCGGAGAUCGGCUCUUCCACAUCUUUGGCAGUUUCGAGUGAUGCUUCAACCACGAUUACCUCAGAGGCCACCGCAGUGUCAGCUACCGCCGAGAGCAGCGCAUCUGCAAGUCUUUCAAGCGCUACUUCUACCGAUGACACCAUCGUUCCCAUUGGAUUUGCUUCUAGCACCGAGUUGUCGUCUCCUCCAUUGACAUCGGUAGUUCCGACUACACCUGCAUCUCCAGCCCCCACAGCAGCAUCCACCUCUCUUGCCUUCGAACCAUCGACCAGUAUUGCUCCCACCAGCAUUGUACCCAUUGGCACCAACACCUAUACAACAAUGCCCAUAGAGACCAGCAUCUUGUACCAACCUUCUGAGACAGCAACUACUUCGACUGCUCCCCAGGCGUCUGGUAUUCCUUCAUCAAUGCCUCGUGUCAUUCAGCCUCCCGGUGGCAUGCCUUCGGCUCCCGGCAACACCACUCUGAUCCAGGUUGGUUUCACCUACGGGCUAAACUACCCCUUCGUAGUUUCCACUGCUGGCUCUGCAAACCAGAUCUUCGAGUUCCUUCCUGCUGGUUUGGCCUAUGGUCUCAACAUUGACGCAGCCAAGGUCAAGAUGUACGCACUGCAACCUUACGACACUACACAGUCGAUGCACUACAUCACCACCUUGGCUCUGGUAUAUGUUCCAUCCGAGGCAAUCAACCAGUUGCAGCUCGAUCUGCACACUUCGGUUGCCACUCUAUACAACAACCCCGAUGCAUCCACAAAGACUUUGAUGGGAAUGAUCAACCCUGCCAUUCCCAUGAUGCCUGGUGCAAAUGGCAUGGGCAACAGCCAAGGAAAUGCAAAGAACCCAUCUGGCUCAGGCACCACUUCUGACAGCAAUGGCGCCCCUCUUGGUGGCGACUCGAGCAGUUCGUCACCUGUCAAUGGUACUUCUGUUGGUAUCGGUGUUGGUGCUGUCGCCGGUGCUGCCGUGUAUGCCGCAGCCAUGGUCUACGUUGCUCGUCGUUACAAGAAGAAGCGCUCCUCGCAUGCUCGCAGCAGCAGUGUACCAUACACUGACGAAAGAGGCGAGAUGAGCCAGCGUCACAGCGCAGCAAAUUAUUUCAUGUCGGGAGGUCGCGGUCGCGUGACACCUACUAGCGGUAGAGGUAGCCGCCAAAGUGGAAGCAGUGCCAAUGGUCGUAGUGUCAGAGAACAAGGUAUCAGUGCUCCUGUCCUUGCAGGAAACUCUCUUGGCUGGAACUAG